Molecule: messenger RNA, 2160 nt
Organism: Knipowitschia caucasica
Lineage: Eukaryota; Metazoa; Chordata; Actinopteri; Gobiiformes; Gobiidae
Source: the annotation of a GenBank genome assembly
AUGUUUCCCAAAGUGGGGCUACACACAGACUUGGAUGUGGGCGGCAGGAACAUCAAAUACGUCCUGGCGGGAGAGGGCGCCGGCACCAUCUUUGCCAUCAAUGAGCUGACGGGCGAUAUCCACGCCAUGAAGAGGCUGGACCGGGAGGAGAAAGCCGAGUACACGCUCACAGCUCAGGUGGUCAACGCCGACACGGACGAGCCCCUGGAGCCGCCGUCGGGUUUCAUCAUCAAAGUACAGGACAUAAACGACAAUCCUCCGCAGUUCAUCGAAGGCCCGUACCGCGCCUCUGUGCCUGAGAUGUCUGCAGUCGGAACUCCGGUUACCCAGGUGACGGCCACUGACGCAGACGACUCGGGCUACGGCAACAGCGCCAAACUGGUCUACAGCAUUCUGGAAGGCCAACCGUACUUCUCUGUGGACCCCAACUCCGCGACCAUAAAGAUUGCCCUCCACGAGAUGGACCGGGAGAUGAGGGAGGAGUACCUCGUGGUGAUCCAGGCCAAGGAUAUGGGAGGACACAUGGGCGGCCUGUCCGGGACCACCACCGUCACCGUCACCCUAACCGACAUCAAUGACAACCCACCAAAGUUCUCCAAAAGUUUGUAUGAGUUUGUGAUUCCUGAAGACCUGCCGCUGGGGAAGAUGGGAGGCAAAGUGAAAGCCAACGACAGAGACAUCGGAGAAAACGCUAAGUCCACCUACAAUAUCAUAGAAGGGGACGGUCUGGGACUAUUCGAGAUCGCCACAGACGGACAGUCGCAAGAGGGGAUUCUACGGCUUAGAAAGCCUUUGGAUUACGAGACCAGACACGCCUACACUCUGAAAGUCGAGGCCUCAAACGUCCGUCCCGCUCCGAACGGGGACAUGCCGUACAAAGACACAGCCACAGUGAAGAUCGUGGUGGUGGAUACGGACGAGCCCCCGGUGUUCUCCAAACCCAUGUACCGACUGGAGGUCAAUGAGAACGCACCCAUCAACACGGUGAUCGGCUCCGUCACCGCCAGAGACCCCGACUCCUCUGCAAGUUCUGUCAGAUACUUCAUCGACCGACACACAGACCUGGAGCGCCAGUUCAACAUCAACGUAGACGAUGGAAAGAUCACGCUGGCCAAACCUUUGGACCGUGAAACCGAUAUGUGGCACAACAUCACAGUCACUGCAACCGAAGUCAAAAACCACAGUCAGAUCUCCAGAGCAAUUGUGGCCAUCAGAGUCAUGGACAUCAACGACAACGCUCCCGAAUUCGCCACAGAAUACGAAGCCUUCCUGUGCGAAAACGGAAAACCCGGACAGGUGAUCCAGACCCUCAGCGCGGUCGACAAAGAUGAUCCCAUCCAAGGCCACUACUUUGACUACCGACUUGUUCCCGAAAUGCUCAACAAUCCCAAUUUCACUAUCAAAAAUAACCAAGACAAUUCAAUCAGCGUUCUCGCCAAGCAUGACACCUUCCGACGGCAAAAGCAGGAGAUGUACUUUUUGCCAAUCAUCGUCACCGACAAUGGGCACCCGCCAAUGAGCAGCACCAACACGCUAACCAUAAGAGUCUGUGGCUGCAGCAAAGAUGGAGAGGUCCAGUCCUGCAAUGUGGAGGCCUACGUUCUGCCCAUUGGCCUCAGCAUGGGGGCUCUGAUCGCCAUCCUGGCCUGCAUAACACUACUACUAGUAAUAGUGGUGCUUUUUGUGACCCUGAGGAGACAUAAGAACGAGCCUUUGAUAAUCAAAGAUGACGAGGAUGUGAGGGAGAACAUCAUCCGCUACGACGAUGAAGGUGGCGGCGAGGAGGACACCGAAGCUUUUGACAUAGCCACUCUGCAAAACCCGGACGGAAUCAACGGGUACCUUCCGCGCAAAGACAUCAAACCAGACCUGCAGUUCAUGCCCAGGGCGGGACAGCACUCGGGCCCAAACGGCGUUGAUGUGGACGAGUUCAUAAACGUCCGACUUCACGAAGCAGACAAUGACCCCACGGCGCCGCCUUACGACUCCAUCCAGAUCUACGGUUACGAAGGCAAAGGGUCCAUCGCCGGAUCGCUAAGCUCUUUGGAAACAGCCUCGUCGGACUCAGACCAAAACUAUGACUAUCUGAGGGAGUGGGGUCCGAGGUUUCGAAGACUUGGAGAGCUGUAUUCCGUUGGGGAAAGCGACCGUGAGACCUGA